CUUCUAGCCCUUCUGUUUGCUUACACGGACUCAUCGCAGCCUCGAAGGAGCUGCUAGCUAGCCACAACAAAUGACGUGAAACCUAGACAGCCCGCGCGCUCACUGGGCACUAGUUACAUAGCAGAACCACGCAUAACUUGAUUUGAUCACUGGCAAAUGCUCGGGCGGCACGAAACUGGUCGAGCGGCGGGUCAUUCCAUCGCGUAAGCGAGGCGUGGAGUUGGCGAGAGACCGCGACAGGCUCUAGCGCGACAUAAUUCCAUCCAUUGAGAGCAUCAGCUGUAUAUCACUCAUGCUGGCGUCACUACUCGGCACAUCACAGGGCACGCACCGGCGGCUCGGCAGCGCAGCUGCCGUGAGCGAGGGCGGCGGUGGCGGCGCCGAGUUUUGUCCCGCCGCCCGAAAGCCCUUGGUGACUUCGACGGUGCCGCUGCCGCCGUUCAGAUAUCUGCACCCCCACACGCGCGCGCCUGUGCGAGCAAUAUCCUGACGUGCUGCAGCAGCUGAAGAUGCGGCAGCUGCACGAGGCGUCGCCCCAUGGAGCACAGGCACUUCGUGCUGCCAUAGACCAGGCGCUCCGCACCGCGGCUGAGCUGCGGACACAGAACCAGCGGCUGCGUGCGGCCCUACAACGGAAAGCCUCGGCAGGGCAUGGGCCACCCUCGCUGCCCUCACAGCAGCGACAGCAUCAGUCCGCUGCAGGCGGCGGGACCGGCGAGGCCGUGUGUGGCUCGCCGCCACAGACGCCCACAUCUUCACGUCCACCCGGUACAGAUGCACAGCAGCAGGAGGUGUCAGGGCCCGCUGCAGGUCCAGCGGCAGGCUGCAAUAAUGCGUGGAGCCCGGCGGACCCCCGAGUCCGCAGCUGCUGGCAUGUCGCGUGCGGUGGCUGCAGCGCCUGCGGUAGAGCAGGCAGCGCCUCACCCAAAUCCACAUUCGCACCAGCAGUUGGCCACUGCGGCACCGGAGCCAUUGCAGGAAGUCCUGGCGCGCGCAGCCCCGUCACACCGCAAGGUGCACUGCAGGAGCAGUCGCUGUCGGCGGCCCGUCAGCGUCGCUUCAGCUGGCGCCGCCUGCGCUCGUGCAAGAGUGAGGCUGAAAGCGCCCUGACCAGCUACUUGGAGAUGGACAACUAGCAGCAGCAGCCCAGCAGUUGCCGCCCGAUGCCGCAACUCUAGAAUUUUGUUUGGUUAGCCCGCAUCCAGCAUCGUCAGAACGGCUGUGUUGUGCGGAUCGAUGCGGACUUGCGGAGUUGUGGAUUAUGAAACCAGAGUGGAACGAGUGGCAACGAGAGGCACAAGGUUACCAUAUUUCUGUGUUUGUAGACAAGGAUGCAACACCACCCCGCCCACAACCACACAUGAGUGCACCCCGAGCCGCACACACAUCUUAUGUGCUUGAUUGGGGGAGUCGUAUACCAGGCAUCGUGCGUUAGAGACAGGAACUUUUGGUUUGGUGGAUGGACUCUCAUGAAGCACGGGGAGCGAGCAUGUGCGUGGGCUGCUGGCUGUGCACGCGGUGAUUGGCUGGUGAACUGUGCACUCGCAGGCAGUACUUAGUAUGAAGCUGAUUGAUCUCACACCCAAGAAGUUGUAGAUACGGUAGGUGCGGCAAAUAGGUGAGGCAAUGGUCUUCGGAUUGCACACGAUACCGUAUGGAGAGGAAUUGGCAAGGACAGGAACUGCAACCACAAGCUACGGUAUGCUGUAGAGAUGCGCAUCCCUGUCUUCCCCUGAAUUGCUGGAUAACCGUACAACGGUACAAGAUGGCGUUGAGAAACACCGGAGGACAGGGGAGAGACCUGAACCAUCUGAUGCUGAGAUCACAAACAGGGACGACUCCACAUUGCUAGUGCUACCGUGAUCCACCGUGCUAGCCCCAUGCAUGCACAGUAUUCCACAGUAUUCCACACCGGCUGGCUGGGUGGCGCGAGUGCCCACCUUGCUACAGACUCAUCAAGUUCCUCACCACGUAAUCUUUGGCGCGGG
Chlamydomonas reinhardtii is the source of this 1988-nucleotide messenger RNA. RefSeq lists its product as uncharacterized. NCBI's taxonomy places the organism in Eukaryota, Viridiplantae, Chlorophyta, Chlorophyceae, Chlamydomonadales, Chlamydomonadaceae. Bases 510 to 1136 code for a protein of 208 amino acids. The transcript is spliced from 3 exons. The record is from RefSeq and is a predicted model, not a curated record.